CCAGAACGCGGCGUGGUUCAUUCCAGCGGCUCUGUGUCCUCGGAGCGAGGCGCGUCUCUCUCAUCCGCACUGAGCCAGGCGCUUAUGUCACUUGGCGCUGCAAAGUGAAUGUCGAUGGAGAGACCAAAACAGAAAGCACCGGGACCGGAAUGCCUCAUCUGUCUGUAAACAGUUUCUGAAUCCUCCGUACCCUCAGCGGCGGGGUUGUGGGGCGCCACCAUGACACACUCCAAUAGCAGCACAGUGACAGCCAACUUGAGCGGGGCUCUGGACGGCUACAACUCUGGUGGGAACAUCUACAGACCCUUCUCUGUUUUCAGCGUGCUCACGCUCACUUUACUGGCUAUGCUGGUGGUGGCCACAUUUGUGUGGAACCUGCUGGUGCUGGUGACCAUUCUGAGGGUUAGGACGUUCCACCGGGUGCCCCACAACUUGGUGGCCUCCAUGGCCAUUUCAGAUGUUAUGGUGGCGGCACUGGUGAUGCCACUCAGCCUGGUGCACGAACUUAACGGCCGGCUGUGGAAACUGGGCCGCGUGCUGUGUCAGGUCUGGAUCUCAUUUGACGUGCUCUGCUGCACGGCUAGCAUCUGGAAUGUUACAGCUAUCGCACUUGACCGCUACUGGUCCAUCACCAGACACUUGGAGUACACGCUCAAGACUAGAAAAAAGAUCUCCAACGUGAUGAUUGCACUCACCUGGCUGCUGUCCUCCAUCAUCUCCCUGUCACCUCUGUUUGGAUGGGGGGAGACCUACUCAGAAGGAAUGAAGUGCCAGGUGAGCCAGGAGCCGUCCUACACCAUCUUCUCCACCUUUGGAGCUUUUUACCUUCCACUUUGUGUGGUUGUGUUUGUGUAUUGGAAGAUCUACAAGGCUGCCAAGUUUCGGAUUGGCUCACGCAAGACGAACACAAUCACACCAAUGGCUGAGGUAAAGGAUGAAGCCCAACAGCCCCAGAUGGUGUUCACUGUGCGCCACGCAACCGUGACCUUCCAGACAGACGGGGACACAUGGCGCGAGCAGAAGGAGAAGAAGGCGGCCCUUAUGGUUGGAAUUUUGAUCGGCGUCUUCGUGCUUUGCUGGAUCCCCUUUUUCAUCACCGAGCUCAUUGUGCCGCUGUGCUCCUGUGACAUCCCACCGAUUUGGAAGAGCAUCUUCCUUUGGCUCGGCUACUCGAAUUCCUUCUUUAACCCGCUCAUAUACACUGCCUUUAAUAAGAACUACAACAACGCCCUGAGGAACCUCUUCUCCCGACAGCGCUGAGACCUGCUCUACGCCUGGCCGACUAGCUGCACCCGCUCACACUGUGUUACUUUUCCAAACAGAAACUGUCUUUUUAAAAACAGAACAUCGUUAUGUCUUAAUUUGUAUGUGUUAAUGUAUUUUGCUCAUUAAAGGUGUGGAACACUCAUUUAAUCAAUGCAUUUGCAGUGGUCUCUAGCAGGAAUGAAUGCCUUGUAAGUCAUGCUCAGAGGGGAGCGCCUGUAUCUGCAUGGAGGAGUCAGGUGGAGGAGAGAGUGGGAGGACACUGCAGGAUUUGGAGUCUUAUUUCCUGAAAUUUGGACAUCUUGCCUCUGAUUUGCUAACAGCUACACAACUCUACCACUGACUCGGUUUGCUCUGCAGCGUUGAUGUUUUAUCUCCACAAAUAACACAAGCCUGGAGGAGUUCUGCUGUGUGGUGGAGUUGCUAAUGCUAACGAUUAACUUAUGCUAGCCAAGCGUCUGGUGUUUCCUAGACGCUAAACCAACAACAGCCUUCCCCGUUGUGAGUCAAGAUGGGUGGGUCAAUGAAUGAGAGACGGCGUGACGUAGAUCUGUCAGGAUCUUCAUAUCCUAGAGUUUCAAUGUCUAUUUUCUAUCAGAAGCUAGUGCAUGAGAUAGGUGUUGGAGACUAUUUUCAUGUUCAGCCUGCAUGAAAAACACAGAGUGACCAUUAUAAUUAGAAAUAAUCAUUAAAAAAAUGUUUUUCAGUGUUCCACACCUUUAAGGAGUCACCUCGCUGUGGUACUGGGAUAAAUGGCUGCCAAUGUCUUCAAAGUGGAGAAUUAAUUUCACUUUUUGCCAUGCUGUCCACACGUACAGCCAAAUAAGGACAAACACUCACAAAAUCAUCAUGUAUGAGGUGAAACCAUAAUAGAAACACUUGUUUAAAAUAAAAAAAUCUGUAAGACCAAGCCAAAAUAAAACUCGCUGGUGCCAAAACGAGUCUGUAAAAAAAAAAACAUUGAAAUUAUCAUUAUAGAUGUCGUUUUUACACAAAAGGAAAAAAAUUAAUUAUAGAAAAAGAUGGAUUGUUGAAGAUAAAAUCCCUUCAUGAAAGCCAUAAUCUAUUCAGCUGUGGGACUGAAAAAUGCUGCCACUUUAUUUAUUCACACACAUUUGCAGAUAAAGGUACAUUCUGUCCUCUGAUGCUAAAUAGCUAUACACUACCUCCCACAUGAGAGCUAUUACUUUCCCAAUCUUAGGAAGAAUUGCUCUGAAGAAAACUAAUGUCAGUUCGAACUAUCAGAGGGUACAAAAGGAGGUUUUACGAGGAAAAAGGCUCUCUGAGAGCAUAGUCAUCCAGAUACAAAGUGCUCUCAGUCUGAACCAACAUUUAACAGCUUCUACUCAAUCUUUCCUCCAAGUUUUCUGAAAUUCUAUGUCAUUUUUUUCAUGGGAAUACAGAAAUCUAAACAACUUGGGGGGAAACACAUCAUUUGAGGCCCACUUUGACUGAAAAAUAUUAUUUUGUAUAAAAGGUGGAGAGCCUUGGGUAAGAAAUGACAUAUUAAGGACAAGUCAAGCAGAAUCGAUUUAGAGAAGGAAUACAUGGCAGCAUGAGUUGCAUUACUGUUUUGAGAUUAUCCACGAUUGUUUAGGACGAAAAAUGUGAUAACAUAAAAGAAAAUGCCAAAUGUGCUCCGAGAAAAGAAAAAAAGUUAUAUCUCACUGAUGUGAUGAUUUCCAGUUGUGAAUUUCUCUUUUUUUUUUUUUUUGUACAAUAUGUUUUUUUUCCUAGCUGAAAAAGCUGAAAGUAUGAAUCCAUCAAAGUAGAACCACUGAGUGAACCUCCAUUCACGUGUGUAUCAAAGUAAUGUGACAAAUCAAGCAUGGGAAUAAGCUAUCCUACAUGUAGUUGUGCUGCAUUAGAGAUAAACAUCAAAGUCUCUUGCACCAUUUUUGAUGGGAGGAAAAUAAUUGCAUUUCUUCACACUGAAAAAUGUGACUUUUGUGGCAAAAAAAGAUGUUUUUAAGUGUGUGUCUUCAUUCUUUAAAUAAAGUGAAAAUGAGGAAAAA
This is a messenger RNA of Nothobranchius furzeri (turquoise killifish), 3278 nucleotides long. It is a transcript of the gene htr5ab, whose product is annotated as 5-hydroxytryptamine (serotonin) receptor 5A, genome duplicate b. Lineage: Eukaryota; Metazoa; Chordata; Actinopteri; Cyprinodontiformes; Nothobranchiidae. Gene Ontology annotation, cellular component: plasma membrane; dendrite. The record is from RefSeq and is a predicted model, not a curated record. Gene Ontology annotation, biological process: G protein-coupled receptor signaling pathway, coupled to cyclic nucleotide second messenger; adenylate cyclase-inhibiting serotonin receptor signaling pathway; chemical synaptic transmission. Gene Ontology annotation, molecular function: G protein-coupled serotonin receptor activity; serotonin binding; neurotransmitter receptor activity.